AUGGUUCCGGUUGUACUACCAAGGCUGCCGGAUGCUACCAAGUACGAAUGGAGCACGAGUUUGCCUACAACAGGCAUUCCAAAGUUUGAGGUCUUACUGAUGUUCUCAGAUCACCAUGUUAACAAUAUUCUGAUCACAGCCAAUGCUUGUUAUGUUGCAGCAACGCCUCGUCGAACUCCUCAGCGGCUAGCGAAGGUUCAUCUGAGCACACCAACAGCUUUGGAAAAGGCUUUGCCUCCACACUGGGUAACUGCAAGGCUUGGCCGUGAUGGUCAUUCGUUAGAGAACUGUCUGUACAUGACAUUAUGGAAGCUAUGCAAUAGCAGGGUGACGUUCCGACAGCUUUCGGAUCGCUUCAACAUUGCAAAAGGAACAUCACACCGAGUAUUUAACAAAACAAUCCAAGCCAUUUGUAAUCUUAAAAGCGAAAUAGAAUGGCCAUCUGUUGACCGUCAGCAAGAGGUCAUGACAAAUUUUGAAAAUAGCAGAGAAAGCCCCUUUCCUUUUGUUAUAGGAUGUUUAGAUGGAACGCAUUUUAACAUACCUACCCCAAGUGUAGAUGCGAUUAGUUAUUAUGAUCGCAAAGGAAACCACUCAGUAUCCAUGCAGGCUAUAUGCGACAGCCAAUAUCGUUUCCUAGAUGUGUUUAUUGGAUAUCCAGGGAGCUGCCACGAUGCCAAUGUUUCGAUAAAUAGUCCAAUAUUUCAAGCAAUAACAUCUGGCGAGUUACAGCUGGCACCAAGUGCUGUUAUAUUGGGGGAAUCUGCGUACCCCAUAUCGCAAUUUCUAAUAAUACCUCACAGAGACAAUGGGCAUCUCAGUAGGGAACAGAAGACUUUCAAUGCCCGUUUAAGCUCAACGCGAGUAUUUAUAGAACAAGCUUUCGGGAUUUUUAAGAAAAAGUUUAAAAUUUUAAAUUAUAUUGAAGCUUCGAGCAUUAAAGCCACAUCUAAUGUGAUAUUCGCUUGCGCUAUCUUGCACAAUUUUAUCAUAAAUAGGGGAGGUUAUUUUGAACAUAUUAACGAUACAAUAACACAUUCCGAUAUGGAAACCAACAAUGAAAUCGGAGGAAUUCAAGAUGCCCCCAUUCGCCGUGCUGAUUCAGAUGAUAUCAAUGGAGAAGAAACUAUUUUACAACUAUGUUUUCAUCAUAAAAAAUUUACUUUAGCUCACCUUCAUUUAUUUGAAUAA
Molecule: messenger RNA, 1191 nt
Organism: Anastrepha obliqua
Lineage: Eukaryota; Metazoa; Arthropoda; Insecta; Diptera; Tephritidae
Product: putative nuclease HARBI1
Exons: 3
Coding region: 1-1191 (396 amino acids)
Source: RefSeq, a predicted model, not a curated record